AUGGCUGCCGUUAAGAACGUUGUUGCUGGCGCCGUAUUGAGACAAGUUCGAUCCCUAUUUUCGGCAUCUGCCAGCUCCCAUUUUACCACAGUACCGAUUGCUAGAAAGAUACACACUAGAGAAGUGAAGAAAUUCUAUAAAAAUGCCAGAAUUGCUCAAAGCAAUGGGCUGUUUGAGAUAAAUUUGGAUAAGAGAAAAUUGCGGACCCCAUUAGGCAAUUUGUUCCAGGUGGAUAAUGAGAGUCUUGCUCUUGCUGUGGCUACAGAAUGGAAUGCUCAAGAGGACACCAUCAAGCAACAUAAUAUGUACUUGACGACUCUUUGUAAUACUGUGAUAGAUAAUCCAAUGCAAAGAACAAAAGAAGAUUUGACAAAAGCCGUCUUACAUUUUCUCGAGACUGAUACGCUUUGUUAUAGAAUGUUGGAUCCACCUGAUUUGAUCACCUUUCAGCAAACACAUUGGGAUCCUUUAGUCGAUUGGUUUCGAAGUCGGUAA
Molecule: messenger RNA, 495 nt
Organism: Acanthosepion pharaonis
Lineage: Eukaryota; Metazoa; Mollusca; Cephalopoda; Sepiida; Sepiidae
Source: the annotation of a GenBank genome assembly